Molecule: messenger RNA, 1291 nt
Organism: Passer montanus (Eurasian tree sparrow)
Lineage: Eukaryota; Metazoa; Chordata; Aves; Passeriformes; Passeridae
Gene: SAMD15
Product: sterile alpha motif domain containing 15
Exons: 3
Coding region: 65-580 (171 amino acids)
Molecular function (GO): protein binding
Source: RefSeq, a predicted model, not a curated record
UCCAGGAAGCGGCGGUUGCCACGGUAACGGGCCCGGACCGACGCGCUGCCGCGGGGACGGAGCGAUGGAGCCGCGCCCGGGGCCCGCGGGGAGCGGGGCGGCUGAAGGGCCGCAGCCCCAGCUCGAGGGACCGCCGUCCGACUGCUCCUUCCUGACCUGGAGCGCCGAGGAAGUGGCCGAGUGGGUGGCGCAGCUCGGCUUCCCCCAGUACGAGGAAUGCUUCAGGGCCAACGGCGUCAGCGGCCGCCGCCUGAUCCACGCGAACUGCUCCGGCCUGCCCGCCAUGGGCGUCACCGACUUCGGCCACAUGCAGGAAAUUUCACGACACGUGCGAGAGCUGCUGGGGAUUGAGGAGCCUCUCUUCAGCAGAUCCAUUGCCCUCCCAUACAGAGACAAUAUGGGUCUCUUCCUGGAGAGAAAGGCACCAACAGGAGAGAAAGCAGAUGCGCUCACUUUCUCACAGUUUAUCCAAAAAGCAGGACUGGAGCCCUACAAUACAGCUCCUUCUUUGCCAGGAUCCCAGACCGUGGUGGGAGUGGAUGCUCUCCCUGCAUCACAGGACAUGCAGAGGCAGAAUUAGAGACUCAUACUGCAUUUUUGCCUUUGUAAGAAGCCCAGCAGCCACAGCAGACUGUACCCUUAUUACCUGGCAGAUUGUUCAAGGAGGUACAGUUCCACCUUUUCACAAUUACAAAAUAUUGUGCACUGCACUGCCACUGCAACUCUCAGAUAUCUUAUUACACCAAACCCAUUCCCACAUUGUCUCUUUUCUGCAAUACUUUGUUGCUUGCAGGAACUAAGUGAAGUGGAGGUUGUUGAUCAGACUCUACCAUUGUCUGUUUUUCACUUCUGCUUCACAGAUGAUUAAAAAAGAUCAAAACCACAAUCAAAGACAUAUUUUAGGCACAAGUGAUUGAUAAGAACUGCCCAGAUGCUCAAGUGAAUAGAUUUCUCCCAGGCUUCAGUGUCUGCAGACUGGGCUUGCUCUGAAACCCAGAUAAAUGGCAUAUACAAUAACUGGUGUACAGGUGUGGUGACAGCUGCUAUCAGCAAUCAUAAUUAAGCAAGGGGUCUAAGUGCAACAUGCAUAACUAAUCCUUGGCCACAGAAAUUAUUUCCUGUGAGGCAAACCAGGCAGGCAGUGUUUUGUCAUGGUAAACAGUACUGAAACACAUGAUAGAUGGUGGCAGAAAGUACAAAAGAAUACUGAACUAGAGAAUUUAGGGAAUAAAAAUUGCUUUGUCCUGAGUGGAUUUGGACAGAGUAUUCAGUUACCUGCUUUUUCCUUGAA